GGCGGAGGGCGGCCGGGUCCUCUGGCUGCCUGGACGGGGCCUGCCGCUCUUCUAGGCGACCCAGGGACACGCGGCGAUCCCGGUUCACCGUUGCGGUGCGAGGGAGGCGGGUGUGCGGUGCGCAGCGCCGGGCACCGCGGGCCGCGCUGGCUGCGACGGCUGCCGCCCUUCCCCGGAGGUUGCGGCCGCUGCUCCCAUCGUUGGCUUGGAGCUCGGGUCCUGUUUGGGCUGCUCCAGGUGGCAGCCCGUGUUAGCCAGGCCACCGAAACACCACGGUGGGCAUCCGAUGGGAAGGUGCACCCCUAGCCUCUUCUGCAGUUCCCUUUUUCUGGGCCGUCGUUGGCCGUGGACCACAUCGAAUCGAAAGCAGAAGGACGGGAGCUGGAAGGCAGACGGCACCGGGGAGCAAGGCGAUACGGUCCGCAUUUAUUUCUGCCAGUCGGGAUGCAGUUGCUGCUGCCGUAACAUUCAUUAAUUAGAAAUUAAAUACAACAUUGGCACAAAGUAUUCACUAGGAAAACAAAUCCACGUGGAUGACAUCUUCGGGGCUUUACGAGCCUGCACCUAGCUAAACCCUCAGCAUCGGCAUCAGCAGCUUCAGAGGUGCGGGCCGAUGACAAGUGACAUGUCCCUGUGAGCUCUUCCUUUCCUUCUGCUGCAAAAUUUUGCCAAAUUGCUGGCGUCCGUAUACAAAUUGUUCGACUUUCAGGGUUUGCAUUUCGGAGGGCACGACCCAAGGGGCAGGAAUAUUUCAUAAGUGCUUCUGCUCCGUGAAGCAUUUGAAAAAUCCCGUAGCCUACGCAGUGCCCGGGUGAAACGCCGUGGCUGUCCCGGGGGAGUCCGCAGCAGAGAUAAGCCCUGUUCCUUCCUACCACAACAGGAAGCGGGGAAACAAUUUGCUUUAGGCAGCGGUGCGUUUUGCCAUUUCUUAGGUAAUUUGUUUGAGGACUCGAAGUUAUCUGUGCCAAGCGAUUUGUCUUGGCAGCGGAGCGUGCUGUGGGCUGCGGUCCCAAGGCGCAGGACUCCCAGCAGAGUCUGAGUCCCGCCAUGCCCGGCAGUGCUUUUAGCAUGGCAAAAAACAACACUGGGUUUAUUAAAGCAACUCUGCCUAAGAUGUGAUAUAUGCAUCUUGUGGAGGAAAACAUUUGACUGAUUUAUUUUUUUUAAGUUUAGGAGGAAAUGAGAAACCUGCAACCGAGAGUGCUAAAAUACAGAUAGAAAGCAAGCUGAAUUUAAGACUUUCCCGUUAGCCUAAAUUUGCUGAUUUGCCCUUAAGCAUCUGCAAUAUUGGCCAUUAAACUCUCUGUUGCAUUUCAAACAGCACUGCCUCUUAUAAAUCCUUCGGCCUGACAAACGAACAUGGUGCUGAUAGGACUCUCCCCUGUCGGAAGAAAUGGCUUCGAAAUCAAGGUUACAGAUGUGCUAAAUCUGGGGGUAGCUCUCAGGUCCAAGCUGGUUCUGAAGAUUUUUGCCCUGCCGUGCGAACUAGCCAGUCCUCCCAGCAGUGCGUGAGCACAAAGCAAAGCCAAAAAGAAAGGAAAAUGCACAGCCUCUCCUCCUCUGCGACCUGCAAAGCGGAACUGGGUUUUCCGAGCGACAUAACGGCAAAUGACGGCAGGACUCGCAUGCGCGGCACGACGUCCAGCCCUGCCUCAGCCUGGAGAAAGCUCGGGUCUGGGAGAGACCGUCUUGGUUUCAGCCGAUAUUUAGGUUACCUGCCAUUAUGUGGCUAUUAAAAAAUAAUAAUAAUCCAAGGAGCUGCUUUGUCCGUGCACCUUUGCUCCGCGCGUUGGCGCCCGGAGGAGCAGUCGCUGUUCGCCGGGUUUGGAGGCUGCAGCAGUAAGUCAGGCACCAUCCAGUGGGCAAACGCACUCGUUACACGGUGGGAACAGAUCCCAAAACGUCGAUUCCGCCGAACUGAUUGCAAAACCGCAGCCGAGCGAGAGGCUCUUACUGCCAAAGCACGAGCGGGAACUGCCGCAGCACAUAACAGCACGGCCAGGGCAACACGCACAGUCCUGUCGAGCCGAUACUUCCAAAAAAACCCCGCAGAACCUAACGUUUUUUGUAACUCCGGAGUAUUAUAUGUCAGCCAACCUGCAAAAAAAUUUUCAUCAAGAGUUCAGUUCGUUAUAACCAGCCACGACGCACCCCACAAGCAUGUCCGUGAGAAAAUGGCUUUCCUUCACUUUUUUUAACCUCUGGAUAAAUGAUACAUAUUCGUUAUAUUAAGCUAAACCGCGCAGGGAAAGGGAGGCUUUAGAAAAAGAUCAGGUCUUCGGGUGUGACUUUGCCUCAUUUAUACACCCUGAUUUAAACGAAUCGCGUGGCCUCCACAGGCAGGUUGCCGUUGGACUAACUGGUUUCUCGUCGCGCAUGAAACCUACCUGCCCGUCGGGACAGAGAGGACACGUGGCGGCUGAGAGCAAGAGCAAGCUCUCCCGCAGUCCCCGAGAUCUCAGCACAGAAGGGGAAGGAAAUGCAAAAAAUUAGAAAAGCGCAUAAACACAUAGCCGGGAGACUUAUGGAGCAAAAACUGACACUCUUUAACCGUAUCGCUGGAAUAAUAAUACGAACAGGGUUUAAACCGAGCCCUGUUGCGUUGCAUCGAUACAAAUAGGGGAAGUUCUCACUGUCCCCGUUGGGGAAUUGCCUCCUCGCUCUGCACCACCUGGUUACACCAGAUAUGACUAUCUGCAUAUCCUAGUAUAGCCUAAAGGAAGGACAUGAUGUCAGAAUAACAUACAAAACAUUUGUGAGGGCAAGUCCAGAAAACCAUGCAGUCAUCAGGGCACAGAUUCCGUGAUGUUGAGCACCACCCGCUUCUUGCUGAAAAUGACAGCUACGAUUCCUCCUCCUCAGAGGCCGACAUGGCAGAAAGGGUUUGGUUCAUCCGAGAUGGCUGUGGUAUGGUCUGUGCUAUAAUGACAUGGCUUCUGGUUGUCUAUGCAGACUUCGUAGUGACUUUUGUCAUGUUGCUGCCUUCCAAAGACUUUUGGUACUCUGUGAUCAACGGGGUUCUCUUUAACUGCUUGGCAGUGCUAGCUUUGUCAUCUCAUCUGAGAACUAUGCUAACUGAUCCAGGGGCUGUACCCAAAGGAAAUGCCACUAAAGAAUACAUGGAUAAUUUGCAACUGAAACCAGGAGAAGUGAUCUACAAAUGUCCAAAGUGCUGUAGUAUCAAACCUGAACGUGCACACCAUUGCAGUAUUUGCAAGCGAUGUAUUCGAAAGAUGGAUCACCACUGCCCAUGGGUGAAUAAUUGCGUGGGUGAGAAAAAUCAGAGAUUCUUUGUUCUGUUUACGAUGUAUAUAGCCCUAAUUUCAGCUCAUGCGCUCAUACUGUGUGGGUUUCAGUUUUUCUCCUGUGUCCGAGGGCAGUGGACUGAAUGCAGUGACUUCUCCCCACCUGUAACUGUGAUCCUGAUGAUCUUCUUGUGCCUUGAGGGUUUUCUGUUUCUCACUUUCACUGCAGUCAUGUUUGGCACCCAAAUUCACUCAAUAUGCAAUGAUGAAACGGAGAUUGAAAGACUGAAGAGUGAAAAGCCAACGUGGGAGAGGAGACUACGUUGGGAAGGAAUGAAGUCUGUUUUCGGGGGCCAGCCUUCGCUCCUGUGGAUCAAUCCUUUUGCAGGAUUUCGAAUCAGGCGACUUCUACUGAGAGCAAAGAAAGGAGGACCUGAGUUUUCUGUUUGAGUUUAACUAUGCUGGAACUUGCAAGAAUACUAUAUAAUAUUUAUUUGGGGCCAGAAAGGCUGUCUACAUAUAAUCUGUGACCAGGUGAAGCUGAUACCAGACAUUUGCUUGUAGCAAGCAGAGUUUUAUACGUUUGUCACAGACAUCUCAUUAACUUUCAGAGACACAAACUGGAUCUGUAAUGGUCUUAACAACAAGAUGACAAAGAAAAAGCACGUGGUCACACUAAAGAAGCCAAAUGUUGUCAUGCUACUGUAAUUUAUUUUAUGAGAUUAAUUAUGCAUUUUUGUUAAACCCUUUUUAUUUGGUAAAUGUUUGGGGACUUACCUGUGUGUUUUUAUAAAAAUUAUGUACUUAGGUGCAGUUGUCAAUCAUAAGGAAGAGAGUUAUAAUGAAAGUUGAUCUCAAAUGAGACCCAGCCUGCUAAAUCCAGUUUUCAGGGAAUAAUGGUUUGUUCAAUUUUAAUUUAUAUUUCAACUUGUCCUAAUAAACAGAGCUGUACUCUUGUGUCCCACUUCAGACACACAUUCCUCAUAUGCAAAUGAUUUAAGGGACUUGUGCACAUGGCAGCAUAACACGUCAGAGGCACUGUUACACCCCUGCCAAAUGUCUUCCCAGGCUCACAAAAGCAUGUCUCGUGUUUGGCAGUACUAAUCUCGUAUGGCAUUUAGGUAAGUUCUAAAGGUUCAGUAAACAAUACUUUUAACUUACAACAGUGGGCCAAAUUCUGCCCUCAGAUAUGUGUCUCCAAUUCUUAGUGCAUUGAUUCUAAUGGAACUUACGCUUAGGGGUCUGAGCAUGGUAUCUAGUCCUCUGUGCAGGAAUAAAUGGGACCAGUGACUGUAUCCUCACGUGUGGGAUUAAAAUGAAUGUACUGCAAACUGGAGUUAAUUAACUGAAAGAAUGGUUGUUUUUGUAAGGUCUUGCUCUGCCCCUUGCAGACUCUUCGUAGAAGGAAAGCUGUUAAUGAUCCCUUGAACAAAGACAUCAGUGGAAGGAGGGAGAUUUCUUCUAGUGCUGACAGAGCUUGCCUCCUUCUCAAGUACAACAGAUCUUAAGCAUAGAAGAGAAAAAAUCUGCAACAGAGAGGGAAUUAUUUUUAAUUUAGCUGUUUUCCAAUCAAAACUACUUUCAAAAAUCAGAAGAGAGCAGUAUAGAUCCAGAACUGCUUUAUGUGGGCCUGACAAAUAACAGUAGUGCUAAGAUAUAUUUGUAAAUUGCAAGUAAUGAAAUUCAGCCAGAAGUGGAUUAUUUAAACAUUACAUUUAGAAUAUUUUUUGUAUUAUUGCUGAUUUGUUCUAUAAAUUACCAACAAUGUAAAGGAUAAAAAAGGAGCCUCGAUGCAUAGCUCGAAAUCGUGCCUAGGAAGUAAACAGCUCCCAGUUCUUGGGACUUGCCUUAAACUUGUCCAGUCUUUGCUUUUGCUUUGCCAGUAGUACUGAUGAUCUGUCCCACCUCAAGCAGUUCAACGUGCUGAAGAAUCUUGUAUUAGUAAGUUUACUUACUACAGAAGUUGUACUUUCUUUUUCUGGUGACCUGCUUCUCCAUUUCUUUGUAAUUGUCUGUGGCAUCUUGAUUCCAGCUUCAUCAAGUUUUAUACCACUGGGUGGGUGAACUUACUAAGGGAUCCAUUUAUUAGAUAUGACCCUGCAAACAAAACUGUGCAAUAUUGUAUAAAACGCUCCCUUUGCUUGGGGGAGAUGGUAUGUAAUACUGGAGCAUUUCUAGGUGGGCACAUCCGAUGAAAUUGCAGCCAAAUGAACAAAACUGUGCGUCUCAUACGAAUGAGGGAAAAGUUGGAAGUUCCACAAGGAUCUUUGCAUAUUCAGUUGCACAUCUUAAAGACUGGGAGAAAAUGUAUCUGGCUUUGUCAUGAGGCUCUUAAUAUGUAUAUUGUUUAAUAAAAUAUCCUGAUGAAAAUCAGAAAAUAUCACUUAAAGCAAUUGAACCUGUGACUUAGCAAGUGUGUGCGUGUGUGAAAUCAAGUUUACUUGGCUUUUCAGACCCUUGUUACAUUGUAAUUUUUUAAUGUAAAAAAAAUAAAGUGAUGAAUUGAAGUCUUAAAGUUGA
Messenger RNA from Dromaius novaehollandiae (emu), 5765 nucleotides. RefSeq names its product zinc finger DHHC-type palmitoyltransferase 7 (gene ZDHHC7). Gene Ontology annotation, biological process: protein targeting to membrane; peptidyl-L-cysteine S-palmitoylation. The record is from RefSeq and is a predicted model, not a curated record. The transcript is spliced from 9 exons. The coding region runs from base 2778 to 3695 and encodes 305 amino acids. Gene Ontology annotation, molecular function: protein-cysteine S-palmitoyltransferase activity. Gene Ontology annotation, cellular component: Golgi apparatus; endoplasmic reticulum. Lineage: Eukaryota; Metazoa; Chordata; Aves; Casuariiformes; Dromaiidae.